Messenger RNA from Scleropages formosus (Asian bonytongue), 1300 nucleotides. It is a transcript of the gene tmem50a, whose product is annotated as transmembrane protein 50A. The record is from RefSeq and is a predicted model, not a curated record. The transcript has 7 exons. Bases 192 to 677 code for a protein of 161 amino acids. NCBI's taxonomy places the organism in Eukaryota, Metazoa, Chordata, Actinopteri, Osteoglossiformes, Osteoglossidae.
GACAGGGCUUCUUUAACGAUGCGGAAAGAAGUGUCUGCGCAGGCGCGGCAAAGAGUGUUCGCGAUAGCCCCGUACCUUCUUGCGAUCGUCUCUACCCUGACAAAGGAAGGAAGAGUAAGUCUCUGUAAAUCGCUCGCCACUGAACGAAGUCUUCUCCGUCCCAGCCAGGCCCUGCGCACAGCUGAACAGCAAUGUCGGGCUUCCUGGACAGCAUCCGCUGCGGGGACUGCGAGUGCAGCGCCGUGGACUGGGGAGAGCGCAGGAACACCAUGGCUUCGAUCGCCGCGGGGGUCCUGUUCUUCACUGGGUGGUGGAUCAUAAUCGACGCGGCAGUGAAGUAUCCCCAACAGGAGUCAUUCAACCACGCCUACCAUGCGUGUGGGGUCAUCGCUACGGUGGCAUUUCUCAUGAUCAAUGCUGUGUCCAACGGCCAGGUUCGUGGGGACAGCUAUAGUGAAGGCUGCAUGGGACAGACAGGGGCUCGUGUGUGGCUCUUCAUUGGCUUCAUGCUGGCCUUUGGGUCACUCAUUGCCUCCAUGUGGAUCUUGUUUGGUGGCUUUGUUGUGCCCCAGAAGCCUGUCGUGUACCCUGGCAUUGCUGUGUUCUUUCAGAAUGCCUUCAUUUUUUUUGGGGGCUUGGUGUUCAAGUUUGGCCGAACUGAAGACUUGUGGCAGUGACCUUCCUCCUCUGUUGGCCUCCAGCAGCAUUCCUCCCUUUGUUUUCUCGCUCACAGUUGGUUGUUUGAUACAUGUGUAUAAAAGUCACGAAUGUACCUUUUCACAUUGCCCCCUUGCCACAACUAGGGUCAUCAGUUGAGAGUACCAGCUGCUCUCCAACUUUCCCCUUUUUAGGUACAUGCUAGCAGCUUCCACACUCCUCUUACAGACAUUCUCUCUCUGUUCGAAGAUCCUGAAAGUGAGACCCCAAAUGACACCACACACACUGUCACAAAGGGCAUGUAUGAAAAUGCAGGAUUGAACCAGCUAAUGUUCUGGUGAGGUGGGUUUUGGUGUCAGCAAUAAGCCAUCUUAAUGUUUAGUCAAACAAGGAUCCUGCAUUAGGACUCAUUUUUGUUUGGUGUAGUGUGUGUGUGUGUGUGUGUGUGUGUGUGUGUGUGUGUGUGUGUGUGUUUUCCGUCUCCUUUUUUUCUUCUAUUAAAAAAAAAAAGUUCUGGCAUUUUAACAACCCAUGGUUCCUGAGAACAUUAGUAAGGUGUGUACAGAUGUACGUACAGCAACACACCUACUUUAGCAGUUUCCUUGUUUUGUUCACAUUUUCUAUUCUUUUUUUUUCCCUCCCC